AUGCCACUGUACUCGGAGCUGUACCACAACUUCGUCGGCAACACGCCCAUCAUCCCGACGCCGAUGGUGGUGUCGCCGAGCUACAGCCCCCCCACCUACGUCGGCGUGUCCCGCUCGUCCGCCUAUCCGGGCGGCGGACGGUCGGCGGUGCCGUUCUCGCGGGGCUACGUCCCGAAGCUGACGCCGAUCACGGAGACGCCGCUGAGUAGCCAUCAUCACCACCACCAUCACCACCACCGGAUCGCUGCGUUCGGACGCGUCAGCUCGCCCAGCUUCAUCGGCGUCGCCGCCGCCACCACCACCUCCACCCCGGUCUCCACUGGCGGGAUGGCCGCCGGGGGACACAGUUCGCCCACCUACCAGAAGGCGCGGCGCAUCAUCAACACCGCCGACAUUGAUGUGUCCGCGACUUCGAAGUACGCACCGCGGCUAACCGCCGCCGUCGGGCGGCUUAAGGAGACGCUGAGCUCGACCCCGAUCAACCAGCCGCCGGCCGGUGGCGGCGAUCAGCAGCACCCGGCGCCGACACCGGCGGCGGCGGCUGCCGCAGUGUCUAGCCGCGAUCAAGAGCUGAGCGAGCGCAGCGAGCAGCGCCGCGCCCGCUCCACCAUCAACCGCAACCGGACCGUCGUCCGGCUCAACACGAUCCGCGCGCGGAGCCGCUCGCGGGGCUCCACCGACCGCCCACGCUCGCCGGGCUCCGGGCGUCUGGCCGCCGAACCCUCGCCAUCGACGCCGCCGGCUUCGGCGGCGUCGUACGAGGAGCGGCUACUAGCGGAACGGCUACCCAGCACCGGCUCCUCCUCCUCGUCCUCGUGGCGGGACAACUUCCGGGACGAGCUGUCACUGAGGCCACGUCACCGAACCGAGCCGACCAAGUCACCGGGGGAGUUGCUGCUCGAGAAGCACCUGAUACGGGACGGGCUGGAGGAUGGGCCGGGGCCGGGGCCGGGGCAGGGGCAGGGGGGGAUCAAUGCGCGGGUGGUACGGUCGCCGGUGAUGAAGCGCCGGGCGACGGUGCGGCGGCGCGCCAGCGGUGCGAAGAUCCCGAGCUUCCACGAGAUCUGCGCCGACAUCAGCUCGGACAAGCUGGACGACGAUCUGAACGCGGGCGAGCUGCGGCGCCGCGCCUCGCAGCUGAUCGAGGACGAGCUGCUCCAGUUCCAGGAGGAGCUCAAGAAGGCGGCGGCUGCGGCCGCUGCUACGGAGGCGGCCGCGGCCGAGGAGGAAACCACGGUGGCAGCCAUUAGUGAGCCGCCGGCCAGUGAGGGCGCAGCCACUGAGUUGGCCGCCGUCGAGGGGAAGCGCAAGGUGAAGGUGGUGAAGCGCACCAAGACGAAGCCACUGGUCCGGCCGCCCGGGGACGGCGACGAGCCGAAGCAGGAGGAGCGGGAGCAGGAUGUGCAGGUGAGGAACGCGCCGCCCAAGAUCGUCACCACGGUCGAGUCGAUCGAAGAGUGCACCGUGUUUCGGCUGCCGAAAACGAAGAAGAAACCUUCGCCGCCAGCGGAGCCACCGAAGCCGCUGCUGAAGCAAACCGCCACGUUGAACCGUCCGGCAACGCCGCCGCCGGUUCAGCAGCCGUUGGUGCUGGAGACGGUGGCGAUCCAGCGCCCUGAGCGGGCCCAGCUGUCAAAUGGGCGGCUUGCUGAUGAGCCGUCACCUGCUGGUGGCGGCGGCGGGGUCACCGAGGUACCGAAGCCUAUCGUGGCCGUCGCUGUUCGUAAGCAGACCACUGAGCGGCUCGGUACAGCUAGAGAGGCGGCUGGUCCACUGAGCAAAACAGCCGCUCCAGCCGCCCAAGCCGCCUCAACCGCUCCAGUCGCCCCAGCCGCCUCAGCCGCCCGAGCCGCCUCACUCGCCCCAGUCGCCCCAGCCGCCUCAGCCGCCCAAGUCGCCCCUGCCGCUCCAGCCGCCUCAGCCGCUCCAGCCGCCUCAGCCGCCCGAGCCGCCUCAACCGCUCCAGCCGCCCCAGUCACUACAGCCACCCCAGUUGCCGCUACAGCCGCUCCAGCCGUCUCAGCCGCCCAAGCCGCCGCAGUUGCCCCAGCCGCUCCAGCCGCCUCAGCCGCUCCAGCCGCUCGAGCCGCCCGAGCCGCCUCAGUCGCUCCAGCCGCCUCAGCCGCUCCAGCCGCCUCAGCCGACCGAGCCGCCCCAGCCGCCUCAGCCGCUCCAGCCGCCUCAGCCGCUCCAGCCGCCCCAGCCGCUCGGGCCGCCUCAGCCGCCUCAGCCACCCCAGCAGCCCCAGUCGCUUCGGCCGCCCCAGCCGCUCCAGCCGCCCCAGCCACCCCAGUCGCUACAGCCGCUCCAGCCGCCUCAGCCGCCUCAGCCGCUGUGUUACAGAAUGGAGCCUCGAAGGCUAACGAGGUCCCGAGUCGGCUGGGCGAGCCCCCAGCGAAACCGUCCACCGUCACCGUGGAGCCACCACCGAAGCUGGUGCGGAAGAAGGCUCCAAUCGAGCAGCCGCCGAAACCGCCGCCGCCGACGAAACCGGACGAAGCCGUCGACUUCUGGAGUGCGAUCGGGACACGCGAAACCGUUUCGUUUGCGCGGCGCAAGCAGCAACUCGGCGGUCCCGGCAAACCAUCGGUACUGCACGUCAUCUACAACGAAGACGAGGAGGGUGAGGGGCUGGCGACGGUGGCCUCACCCACCAGCACGGCGGCUCCACAGGUAGCUGCCGCCGAGCCGCCGAGCCAAGGCAAGUUCAAAGUCCGACCCGUGCCGGUGGCUACCGCAGACCCGAAGCGGCCCGAACCGGAAGCGGCGGCGGCGGCUAAAGCAGAGCCGACCCAGACCCGGGCGGCCGCGAAAACGACCCUAGCCGCCACACUUCCGGUUAGUCCGUUGGCGCUCGACACGAAGAAGCUGUCGCCGAAGGAGCUGAUCAAGGCGGUGGCACCCACCAUAGCGGCCGCUGCCGAGAGGAAGCUCACCGAGCGACAGCAUCAAUCGGUGACGACAGCGAACACCACGAUCACCACCACCACCACUAGCGACACGGUUACUACCGUGGCAGCAGCCAGCAUCGCGACGAUGAGCGGCUCGGAUGUAGCGGCUUCGGUUCCCGACGCCGAGUCCGAAAAGGCGAAGAAGGUGGUGAAAAAGGUGGUCACGAAGGUCGCGAAACCGAAAGCUGCGCUGUCCAAAAACGAGCCGCCGGAAGAGCAGCUCCAACAGCCGCCCCAAGGGCCACAGCCUACGGUGCCACUGAAAGAGCCGCCCAAAGAGCUUCCACCUAUCAAUGAACCUCUGAAGCAACCGCUCAAAGGACUAGCAAAGGAGCCGCCCAAGGAGCCGCCAGAGUCUAUGGAGCCAGAAUCCACCGGAAAGCCCAAACAGCCGCCCAAGGAGCCAGAAUCCACGGCAAAACCUAAACAGCCGUCCAAGGAACCAGAACCUACAGCGAAGGCCAAACAGCCGGCCAAGGAGCCAGAAUCCCUGGCAAAACCCAAACAGCCGCCCAAGGAACCGGAAUCCACAGCGAAGCCCAAACAGCCGCCCAAGGAACCAGAACCAGCCGGAAAGCCCAAACAGCCGCCCAGACCACUUGCUACAUCUGCUAAGGCAGCACCCAACGAGCUCCCACCGCACACGCCCCGCACGCCCCCCGCCGACGACCCGCAGACGCUCGAGCGGCUGAAGACGAAGCUGAAUCGGAUAACGCUCAAUAUGGGCGCCAAAAGCCUCGAGGCGGAGGUGAAGGAGUGCCAAAAGUGUCAGUCGGCGGCGGCGGCGGUGGCGGUGGCGGCUGCCGUGCCACCCGAGGCCACAGCAAUCAGCAGCCAGAGACCGCAAUCAGAGCCGCAACCGGAGCCGCCAGAGGGCCAGCAGAGCAAGCACAGCACACAGCCCCAGACGCAGACGUCGGACGGCUCGAGCCGCGGAUCGGAAACCUCGUUCUCGGGCGUGGAAGACGACUGGACGUCCUCGGCAGAAGACGACGACUCGGCGGCGGACAUGGCGAACGAUAAGCCGGAAAAGAAGAAGCCCUUUGACCCGACCAAGCGCGUCAAGCUCAACUUCGACCAGAUGCGGAAGUGCUACUCGAAGGAGGAGAAAUCCCCGAUCGUCCUGGUCGCGCGGCCCCGGCCACUGUGGAAGGUGAAGCGCCACGGGCACCGCCACAACCGGAAGGCGGACCUGACCAGCAGCAGCAGCAGCAGCAGCAGCGGUAGCCGCUCCGACGACGAGUCCACGUCGGCCAGCACAGCAUCCACCAGCACCACCACCACCACGACGACGACCACUACCACGACGACCGACCAGACCUCGUCGGAGGCCGCCUCGACGAUGGAGGGCGCCACCUCGGACAUCAACACCACCGAUGACAGCAGUGUCAACUCGAGCACCGGUGGCAGCGGCAAGCAGCGGCUACGGCAUCGGCCACACCAUUUAAAGGCGAAAGCCGCCGCCGGCACCGACUGUGACGUGAACUGUCACAAGAAGUGUGAACGGCUGGCGGCGAACCUGUGCGGCAUCAAUCAGAAGCUGAUCGUGGAGGCACUGUUAUCGGUGCGCCGUGGUACAGGGGUCCACGAUGCCCGGGACUCGCCGCUGAAAACGCCGCCCAGUGCGAACCCGUCGUACCGCAUCGAGACUCCGCACGGGCUGCAGGAGGCGCCGCCAGCUGGCAGUCCCGCAGUCCCGCCACCAGGCGUACCAGGCGACGCGAAGGACGACGAUCUAGAGACCUCCUACACGUACGCCCAGUUUCAGAAGACGGGCAAAUUGAUAGCCCCGGCCACGGUGAUACCGCGCUUCCGGAAGUACAACGUCGACGACUUUCACUUUCUGACCGUCCUCGGGAAGGGCAGCUUCGGGAAGGUGUUUCUGGCGGAGCUGAAAAACUCGGACUACUACUACGCGAUCAAGUGCCUGAAGAAGGACGUGGUGCUGGAGGACGACGAUGUCGACUGUACGCUGAUCGAGCGGAAGGUGCUGGCGCUCGGGACCAAGCACCCGUUCCUGUGCCACCUGUUCUGCACCUUCCAAACGGACCAGCAGCAGUCACAGUGUACGCUUAUAGAUGACAAAGGCUCUACUAGUAUGGCCCCGUCUAAUGGCGCGUCCGAUGCGUCUGAGGAUAUUUCACUCAACUUCCAACGAGUGACGAGUGUCGAUCGGGUGUCAAAAAACGCGUGCGGAGACUGA
Molecule: messenger RNA, 5154 nt
Organism: Anopheles bellator
Lineage: Eukaryota; Metazoa; Arthropoda; Insecta; Diptera; Culicidae
Product: mucin-19-like
Exons: 8
Coding region: 1-5154 (1717 amino acids)
Biological process (GO): protein phosphorylation
Molecular function (GO): ATP binding; protein kinase activity
Source: RefSeq, a predicted model, not a curated record